This is a messenger RNA of Fusarium vanettenii 77-13-4, 1329 nucleotides long. RefSeq lists its product as uncharacterized. Gene Ontology annotation, molecular function: transmembrane transporter activity. Lineage: Eukaryota; Fungi; Ascomycota; Sordariomycetes; Hypocreales; Nectriaceae. Bases 1 to 1329 code for a protein of 442 amino acids. The record is from RefSeq and is a predicted model, not a curated record. Gene Ontology annotation, cellular component: membrane. Gene Ontology annotation, biological process: transmembrane transport. The transcript has 3 exons.
AUGACUGGGGCGCAUCCAGAUUGGUCGGAAGUCGAAGAACGGGCUGUCGUCCGCAAGCUUGAUUUCCUCAUCAUGCCUUUGCUCAUCGCCGGCUUCUUCGUCUUGCAACUCGAUCGUGGCAACAUCGGCAACGCCCUAACAGACUUCUUCCUCGCAGAAGUGGGCAUCACUCAACUCCAGUUCAACAUUGGUAACCAGCUCCUCAGUCUGGGCAUUGUGCUACUUGAGCUGCCCAGCAACCUCAUUCUCUAUCGUGUCGGUCCUCAGAAAUGGAUCAGCUGCCAGAUCGUUUGCUGGGGUCUGGUGGCUACCUUUCAAGCCUUCAUCAAGGGAAAAGGCGUUGGUGUCUAUUAUGUCACCAGACUGUUGCUCGGUCUUCUUGAAGCUGGCUUCAUUCCUGCAGGCUUGUACACUUUGACACAGUGGUACAAGCGUAAUGAGACGAGCAGACGCUUCACUGCAUUCUUCCUUGGCAAUAUGAUUGCUUCAGCAGCAAGUGGUCUCAUUGCCUACGGUAUCCUGCAGAUGCGAGGCACAGCAGGACUCUCUGGUUGGCAGUGGAUGUUCUUGAUUGAAGGCAUCAUCACAAUACUUGUCGGCAUCGUUUUCGCGCUUCUCAUGCCUCACUCUCCCGCAUAUCCGUCAAAUAUUCUGCGUCAUUCAUACUUUACAUCACGAGAGAUCCAUAUUCUUACCCAUCGCGUGGUCAUCGACAAUCCUACUGAGGGCCCCAAGAACAAAUAUGUCAAGUGGAUUGAUGUCAAGGCAGCCUUCUCCCGAUGGUUUGUCUACCCGCAGCUUAUCGUCUCCUUCUGCUGCAUCGCCAUUAUUUCGCCACUUGGAACAUAUCAACCAUCCAUCAUCGCAAGCUAUGGCUAUGAUCGUCUUCAAGCGAAUGCACUGUCUUCCGUUGGCAAUUGGGUCGUUAUUGUGCUGAGUCUGUCGUUUGGGUGGAUUGCCGACAAGACCCAGAGGCGAGGUGGCCUUAUUCUCCUUGCUGCUGUACUGAGUUUCGCAUUUUGUCUCGCGACCAGACAGCUUGUAACAAGCACGAAUCGUGAUCUCAAGUACGGAAUCCUCGUUUGCACCACACUGUGGGGAUCUGCAGCUCAUCCUCUCAACGGCUCCUGGCUUGCCGUCAACAUCCGUAGUCCUGCAGAGCGCUCCAUCACCAUGGCGCUACUCAUCAUGACUGCGAACGCGGCUGGUUUGGCAGGUGCUCAGGUCUUCCAGGCACACGAUGCGCCGCUGUAUAGGACGGGUUUUACCGUCAUUCUCACUCUGGCGUCCAUCGCUGUGCACGAAAGGAGGAAGCGGAGCAAGAAGUAG